AUGCGUCCCUUCACCAUCAUCUCCGCCUUUUUCGCUGUGGCUAUCCAGCCAACUCUCGCCGCCCCCAUCACAGACACCAUCCCUUCUUCCCUCCUCCUCGAGCGUGCAACAGCUCCUCCUCCAUGCAAGCGAGUCCUCGAUCCAGCACCCACUGCCAACGAGACGGCAGCGCGAUUCAAUACUUUCGUCCAAGCCUUUGUCGGCGCGCAAGGUGGCAAGAAGAAUAUCACAAAGGCUUUUGAGUAUAUCGCUGAGGAUUAUAUUAACCACAACCCCCUAGCCAAAAACGGCGCAGCAUCCGCCUGGUCCAUCCUCUCCCCGAUCUGGCAACAGACUUCGCACACCUAUCUGCGGUCGACCAUCAAAAGUGAGCAGAGUCCCGUUAUGAGCUGGGUCAAUUAUCGCGCCGGAGGGAUUGGUGAGGUUGUGGAUCGGUUUAGGUGGGAGGGAGGGUGUAUUGUUGAGCAUUGGGAUCAAGGAGAAAAGUACCCUUCUUCGUAA
Molecule: messenger RNA, 501 nt
Organism: Sordaria macrospora k-hell
Lineage: Eukaryota; Fungi; Ascomycota; Sordariomycetes; Sordariales; Sordariaceae
Source: RefSeq, a predicted model, not a curated record